AUGGGGUGGUUUCCUGGUGGUUCGAGAGUCUUCCAGCGGAUUUAUGUUGCAGAGGAGGUCCCCAGCGUCAGCGAGUGGUCUGCACGCGCCGUCGCCGGCGGCGUCAUUUUCUUGGCUCCGGAAUUUGGUUUUGUUAGAUUCUAUACCUUUGAGUGUGAGAGGAAGCGUAAUAAGCCGGAGCGAUAUGACAGUAAUGUCACAGAAAAGACGCUGAAGGCCAUUAAGGGUCCGUUUGGGUUUACGAUUUCAAAAAUCAGAUCAAGGAGGGAAGCCAAACACAUUGAGAGGAUAAAGAAGGGAAAGAAGGGCCAGCUAAUGAGAGAGGCAGUAAAGGAGGUAGAGCAGAGCAUCAGCUUAGUCAAAGCCCCAGCUGUCCUCAGCGAGGAUCCAUCUCUUGUUACUCUUCCAAAGAUCAUGGUCAAGGUAUCCCAACCGAGCGCUUCUACAUAUUCUCCACUCAUCCCCCUUCAUUACCCUUUAAUAAUAAAAAAAUUAAUUUUUAUUAAAAAGUUGUCUUUGAUGUGA
Molecule: messenger RNA, 525 nt
Organism: Alnus glutinosa
Lineage: Eukaryota; Viridiplantae; Streptophyta; Magnoliopsida; Fagales; Betulaceae
Exons: 5
Coding region: 1-525 (174 amino acids)
Source: RefSeq, a predicted model, not a curated record